Molecule: messenger RNA, 573 nt
Organism: Mycena indigotica
Lineage: Eukaryota; Fungi; Basidiomycota; Agaricomycetes; Agaricales; Mycenaceae
Exons: 3
Coding region: 1-573 (190 amino acids)
Source: RefSeq, a predicted model, not a curated record
AUGUCGGCGACCUUGUCCAGCUACCGAUACGACCCUGCAACGACCCCCAAGCGCAACGUAAUGCUUGACGACUAUGACUCACUCUUAAGACCUGCUCACCGUGAUCUAAUUGAGGAAGUGGUCUUCCGUGCGAUGACCUCUGAGCAGUAUCUCCAAAUGGCUCUAUAUGGCCUAUGGAUAUUUUUUUGCGCUGCUCGAGACGUCCUGGACGGCGACCCGGACGUCUCUGAGAAUAAUCUUUACUUCUCUGCUGUGUCUACCGUGUUGUGUCGAGCGCUGGCUGGCCUGCGAAGCGAACCCCCUCCACCUCCUCCAAGUGAUCCUUGCUCGCCACAAGAACGGCGCGCAAUGAGACAGCAGGUAGUUGCCAACGUACACGGCGCCCGUUACCCGCAUUAUCUUGACCCGCUUCGUAUCCAAGUACUGCGCCACCAGCAUCUCAAGUGGACGGCAGCGAUGGAACGCAAUAAGCUCAACCAGAUGGCAAGCCUAGGACUGGGGUACAAUAGUGACGACUCGGAUGAUUCAGAGGAGGACGACCUGCAGAUAGUCAUAGUAUCAAGGGUUUUGUAA